Misgurnus anguillicaudatus (oriental weatherfish) is the source of this 3589-nucleotide messenger RNA. RefSeq names its product NCK adaptor protein 1b (gene nck1b). The record is from RefSeq and is a predicted model, not a curated record. Lineage: Eukaryota; Metazoa; Chordata; Actinopteri; Cypriniformes; Cobitidae. Gene Ontology annotation, cellular component: cytoplasm. Gene Ontology annotation, biological process: cell migration; ephrin receptor signaling pathway; negative regulation of PERK-mediated unfolded protein response. Gene Ontology annotation, molecular function: ephrin receptor binding; receptor tyrosine kinase binding; signaling adaptor activity.
GGUAGAAGCGCAGUUCUCACGCUGCUGCUGCUGGAUGCAUUGGAAAGCCCUUCCCUUGAAACAUAGCGAAUAUGUAGCGGAGAAAAAAAACGUAUGCAAUCUGUUUACUUCUCGUCAUCGACUGUGUGCUUUAUACACAACUGAACAACACGAGACAAAGCUGCAGAUCGGAACAUUCAAGGGAUCACCUCGUUCUUUGAGGGCACCUUAAAGCUUCCCAAGCCCUCUGAUCUUCAGGGUGGGCGCCUUCGGCUGUCUGUCGCUCAUCAAGCUAUCACUGUAGUGUUGUCAGGCCCUGGUGGCAGACUGAAAAGUUGCAGCAGAAACACAGAGGAAGUGGUCUACCUUAGGGCAUCUCAACUCAGAUUCCCACAGCUUUGAUGCAGCACAGUGUCGAAAUCAAUCCAAGAUGACGGAAGAGGUGAUUGUCAUCGCCAAGUUUGAUUACAUGGCCCAGCAGGACCAAGAGCUGGACAUUAAGAAGAACGAACGCCUCUGGCUUUUAGAUGACUCCAAGUCGUGGUGGCGGGUUCGCAACGCUACCAACAAGACGGGCUUUGUGCCGUCCAACUACGUAGAAAGAAAAAACAGUGCCAGGAAAGCCUCGAUUGUCAAGAACCUCAAAGACACUUUAGGAAUCGGUAAGGUGAAACGGAAAGCAGGCAUGCGUGACACAGCCUCCAACGCCGACUCUGACUUCUACCAGGACAACGGCGAACGUCUGUAUGACCUGAACCUCCCUGCGCUUGUCAAAUUCAGCUACAAUGCCGAGCGAGAAGACGAGCUGUCGCUGGUUAAGGGGACGAGGGUCAUAGUCAUGGAAAAGUGCAGCGAUGGUUGGUGGAGGGGGAGCUACAACGGCCGGUCGGGCUGGUUCCCGUCCAAUUACGUGACGGAGGAUGCCGACGGAUCGGCGAGCAACGACUCGGCCGGGCUGUCGGAGAAGUUAGCCGCCGUCGUUCACAGUGCGAACGGCAAUCGGGUGCUGCACACGGUACAGGCACUCUACCCGUUCAGCUCGGGCAACGACGAGGAGCUGAACUUCGAGAAGGGAGAGGUUAUGGAUGUUGUGGAGAAGCCGGAAAACGACCCGGAGUGGUGGAAGUGUCGCAAAGCCGACGGUCAGAUGGGACUCGUGCCAAAAAACUACGUCACUGUGCUGCAGGAGUCGCACAACUCGGCCAGCAUGGCCGGGCCACCCACGCCAGACUGUGACUACAUUGAGCCUUCCUCCAGCGGACGAUUCGCUGGCAAGCAGUGGUACUACGGGAAGGUGACGCGUCAUCAGGCGGAGGUGGCACUUAACCAGAGAGGCGUAGAGGGAGACUUUCUCAUCCGAGAUAGCGAGUCUUCUCCCAAUGACUUUUCAAUAUCGCUGAAAGCGCCGUCCAAAAACAAGCAUUUCAAAGUCCAACUGAAGGACAACCUGUACUGCAUCGGACAGCGCAAGUUCAACACAAUGGAGGAGCUGGUGGAACACUACAAAAAAGCGCCCAUCUUCACCAGCGAACAGGGUGACAAACUCUACCUGGUCAAGGCUCUCGCCGCCUCCUGAUCCCAGUAGGAGAACCCAGUUAACAAAGACUACAUUUCCAGACAGACAGAUUGGGAAUAUCAAGCAUUCCAUUAAAGGGAGGUACAGACGGACAAUGGACUCCCGUUUAUUCGCUCGGAAUUUCUUUGUGGGAAACGCCCAAGUAUCAAAAUACAGUACGUUUAGAUCAUAGGUCAUGCAAUGGAUUUUGAUGUCAACAUGUAUUAGGAAUGACAAACUAGGUCUUUUUUUGAUAAUAUAUACACAUGUAUAUUCUUUACAUUGGUUGAAAACGAAUCCUUGAACUUUCUGCCAAUUUUUUUUUGUCUUUUACGUUUCUGCUGGUAAAGUUGAAAUGGUGGCAGAAGGCUGUUCAACACAUACUGUCUGUGUCUGCCUGCAUUGCCUGAACAACACAAAGUGAAUUUAACGUCAUUUGCUAUAUUUAUUAGGAAUCGAUAUUUCUGCCAAAUGCUCAAACAAUAAAAGUGAGUGACCAAAACUUGCUUAUUAUGAGGAUUUGUCGCAAUAUUUCGAAUAUAGUGAUUCAUCCGAUUCAAGUUUGAACUUGAUUUCAACUGCAAGAUGAUUCAGUUAUCGCCUAUGUAAGCCUUAACUUUAGGCGAUGACUGUAUGAGGGGUAAAAAUGACAGAAGUUCAACUUCCCUGACAAUCGAAAUUGGUGCAAAACAUUGCUGUUUGUACUGUUGUCAACAAGGCAUCUUGUGUCUAUACCAUCUUUGCCAUGUCAAAAGGCUAAGCUGUGAUUGCUGUUUCUUGUUCGACAUGUAUUUGAAUGAACCUGGGAGCAUGUGCAAGAGUUGUGCAACAUCUUUUUUUUUUUAGCCUGAAGAUGAACCACAGUGGUGCUUUUCUGAGUCAGUAUUGUACCAAUAAAGCUGUCUUUUCUGAUCGAGGCGAAGAUCUAGUCGGCUUCACAGAUGUGCGGUUUCGUUAUCUUUGCUCGUGCAUUUGUUGAAUGAUGUUCGGCUUGAUACUCAUUUGGUUGACAAUAGUACACUUUCUCGGAUGAGCGGACACGUGUUGUAGCUUUGAAGGUCAUUGAACGGAGCAUUGUUCGCUUAAGGAAGAACCCACCUCGCUUUGCGAUCGAAAUCCACAGAGUCGCUUCCUUAUGUUUUCCAUCGGGUUGAUAAAUGGCUGAAGGUGCUGAGAGAUGCAUCACUGGGGAUCUGGCCUUUAUAUGUCAAAUUGUGCAGAUAAGGAUGUUUGGAACGUCGCGGUUUCAAUUUGGAACAACAUGGAAGUUCCUUUUUAUUCCCUGGACUGAGCUUUUCUCAUCACUACGACCGUGAUCGCUUCUCCAGCUGUUUUGGAGUCGGACUGGGGUACGACUUGAAGAAUGGGGAUUUUUAAGGGAGUGUAAGAUUGCUGAAGCUCCUGGAGUAUAGUAUGGUAAAUGUUAUGGUUGGAGUGGACAUCUGAGAUGUGGAGCAAAAAGGACAUUUUGUUGUUUAGGACUGUGGAUAACUAGUUUUGCUUUACCUUCUUGGUCUUGACCAAACACAGUACUAAACUUAACUCGUUUAUAAUUUUGUACGUAUCCAUAUUAGCAUCUGGGCUAAUUGAGUUAGCUUCUACCAAGUGACGGAUGAAUUGGCUAAAAUACUAUAUUUCUGUAUAACGGACAUAUGGCCUUUAACACUAACAACUAAAGAUAGGGGAAGUGUUUUUCUUGCGGUCUCAUUAAGACCAAUUUGUCAUUGAAUGCCGCUGGUUCAGCAUGAUAGUCCGACCACGUAGUUUGUUUUAUCGUGCCUUCAUCUCAGUUGCUGGAACCAAAGUUUUGGUGUUCCUCUAUGCUUUUUUAAGACACACAUUUUUGUUUGAGUAUUGCUUUGCAUGUGCGUAACACAUCCCUGAUAUGUGACUGAUGUAAAAGGACCAUGUACUCUUCAUGCAAACCUCCUGUUGGGGAACUGAUCAUCAUCAUACGCUUAAACUUGUCUACUGACUAAAGUGACCUUACCAAAUGGACCUUAGUCACGGUUGUAUAAUAAAUUAAACACAAAUAAAUACAGUCUGUUCAAUGGG